Molecule: messenger RNA, 3757 nt
Organism: Thalassophryne amazonica
Lineage: Eukaryota; Metazoa; Chordata; Actinopteri; Batrachoidiformes; Batrachoididae
Gene: cramp1
Product: cramped chromatin regulator homolog 1
Biological process (GO): pattern specification process
Cellular component (GO): nucleus
Molecular function (GO): chromatin binding
Source: RefSeq, a predicted model, not a curated record
AUGACACCGGGUUCCAGGGAGCGAUCGGUGGUCGAUGGGACGGCGACGCCCAGAAAGCUCGGCGGUUGCGACGAGGAGGAGAGCGCAGAGCAGGCGAGCGAGGAGCGCAACAAGGGAGACGACGGAGUGGAAAUUCUUAAUCAGCAGCCACGGCUCUCAGCCCCGGUUCAGUCUCCCUGGCCUCUCGCCGAACCGAACCGGACAAGGCUCGACCUACAGCCCCCACACCUCGGCGGAGCUGCUCCACCAUGCCACGACCAGCAUCAUUUUCUCAGAUCAAGCGUUCGACCUCCGAGCAAACGGAUCAGGAAGGAUUCAGUCGGCAUCAAUGGACAUGGCGGGGCAAAAUCAAAGGGGCCGAAAAUGGCUCCUCUUCUCAGGGUGCAGUGGGACAAUCAGGUUCUGUUGCUGGCUCUGGUGGAGGGAUAUCUAAGGCUUCCAAGGGGCAAGGUUCUACAGAGAAGGAGGAGCAAACUGGUAACCAGAAGAGGGCCCGUCGGCAGUGGGAGUCUUGGAGUGCAGAGGACAAAAACAGCUUUUUUGAGGGUCUUUAUGAGCAUGGGAAAGACUUUGAAGCUAUCCAGAACAACAUUGCUAUUAAUAAAGAAGAGAGGCAAACCUGCAAACAUGGUGAAGAACAAAGAGCAAGUCCGACAUUUUUACUACCGAACUUGGCAUAAGAUCUUCCAAACCAUUGACUUUGCCAAUGCUUACUCCAGAGUGUUGAAAAAAAUCCUCCCAAGAAGUGUACGGCCUCAUCUGCUACGCCGAGCUCCGCAAAAAAGUGGAGGAUUAAUGGAUGACAAGAAUGUAGCAAAGCUGAAUGAACUCAUCCAGCAAGGGGCCACUACUGUACGCUCCAAAGGCAGAAACCUGCGAAUUAAAGCACCUAUGUGCCGUGCACUGAAGAAACUUUGUGACCCUGAUGGAGUAAGCGACGAAGAGGACCAGAAGCCAGUGCGCCUACCUCUGAAGGUGGCAGUGGAGCUCCAACCUCGUAGUAACCAAUCCUGGGCCCGUGUUCAGAGUCUAGCCCAUAACCCUCGCCUCAGGAUGGUGGUGGAGCUCCACAGAAAAGUCUCUAGCCUGAUUGAGUAUCUGAAGCAGAAGUGGGCGUACCAUGACCAGCGGAUUCUGAAAAGCCUUAUGGAGAGAGAGACUCUGGAGGGCAAUGAGUCCAACACGUCUCCUGGCAAAUCACAGCAGGAAGAGCUCGUUCUUUUCCCAGCUGACAGCACUACUUUGACCACACUGCCUGGUGUGGCACGUGUAGUCCACUCAAAGGCUUCCUGUACUGUACACUGGCUGGAAAGUGGCAAGAAUCGGCCCAACUCCAAGGAAUUGCCUGCUGCUCAGAUCUUAGGUAUUCACACAACUCCAACAGCUCGGACUGGCAACAAAUCUGGCCGGGGAGGCGCUGCUGCUGUUGGUAGCACUUCAGUCACUGCAUUGGGUGAUGGCCAUCGAACUGAGCCCCCAAAUUCUGAGCCUUCUUCAGAUGGUUCUGCAAAGACAGAUGAGAGCAGAUUUCAGUCUGGGUCUGUCCCUGCUUACUCGCAGCAGACUGCGGCACCCAGGGAAGAAGGAAUCGGCCCCACUGAGGUGGGAAAGACCUGUGCUGCUUUGGAGGUCAUUGGUGCUUUAGCUGUGACCAAAUGUAAGGACAAGUUAUGUAGCAGUGCAGAGACCUCAUCAGAGCAGUGCAACGAAGAGCAGAUCACCUCUUCUCCUGAGGCCAACCCGACUCCUCCGUCCAAACCUCUGGUGACCGGCGCAGAAGAAGGAGCGCUCCAUGGCUCUGCCCCGCCGGCUAAAGAACGGACUGUUGAGCAGAUCAGGGAGGAUGGGUGGAGUAUCCAUGACUCUGAGAACGUUACCCUGGCAGAACUCUACCUGAUGUUUGGAAAGCCUGGCAAACUGCAGCUAGAAUACGAGUGGCAGCCCAUCAUAGUUUCAUCCAACACCCAAGAAAAUGGACACACCUCAAAGCCUCAGACUAGACCGCCAAACCGGACACACCACGUUUUGCAGUGCCUGCUAAGGCUGGUUGCUACAGAAGUCAACCCCAAACCUUUGGCUCCAGAAAUGUGCUCCACUGCAACAUCACCACUCAAGACCCUUCAGGAGGAGCAGAGCCAGACAUUGACACCUCCAGGAAAGGGGGCCAUAACAGGCGUGCGCAGCCCCAACUUUGGCCGGCAGCAGGCUUCAGUCCGUGGGGCCAAGAUACACUUGUCAAACACAGGAAUCUCUGGCGGGCGCAAUUUGCCUCGCUCACUGCUGGGGUCGACAGUAGGAAGCGAGUCAGAAGGCGGCGUAUUCGCAGUACCCACCACGUUGCCCCCGAACAGCUCGCGCCACUCUAGAAUGUUCUCACCCAACAAAGAAGCUGAGCUGGCCUUAAAACAACAACUCGACUCGAUCAGCAUGCAGUCAGAUCUUUUCCUUUCUCGGCAUAGAAAACCUCGAAAUAGACAACUUCGGAAACCACUUGUUGUGCAGCGAACGUUGCUCCCUCGAACCACUGGAGACACUCCUCAGCAUGUCUGCUCCUUCUCCAUCCUGUCGAACUCCUCUGCCACAGGAACAGGAUCAUUUCGGCCAAUCCAGGCCCGUCUGGCUCCUUUGGGCCGCCCCCUAGUCUCUAAAGCCGUCCCUGCAGCCUCCAGCUCUACAACAUCCAGCCAGCUCUCCAGUACCAUUGACCUGGCAGCCAAGUCUGCAGGCAUCAUUCCUGUCAAUCCCUGUGUGGAACUGGAAUCUCCUGCCGUUGAGAGCAGCACUCUGCUCGACACGUCACCCAUUGUGGAGCCUGAACCAGAUUCUCAAGUUCUGCAGCACAGUGUUCCAGAGAAUGGUCUGCCUCCCCCCUCCCUUGGCAUGACAGGUGGUGGAGACUCUCUCCUCUCAUCAUCCAGCGUAGCCUCACUCUUGGAUCUGUCUCUUCCCGGCCCCCCUGAAGAGGCUCUGACUCCCGGAGACCCGCAGGCCCAUAUCAGUGACUCCAUUAUCGAGCUUGCCAUCAACUCCGCCCAUUACGGUGCAUCCACGCUAUUACAUUUUGGUGAAGAGGCUGGUCUCUCUCCAGCCAAGCUGACCAACAGCGACACUUCCAAGCUGUUGGCCUCCUCCCCCUCCGUCAGCCCGUCCCGGGGCUGGAUUCCCUCACCCAGCCACGACCCCCAGUGGUACCCCAGCGACUCGUCCGACUCCACACUAGGAUGCCUCCUCUCCAGCAUGGUGUCUCCUGAUAAGGGGAGGAGAGCCGCUGUCACCCCUUCUGUCCCCUCCAGUGGUACAGCUUUGCUGGGUCCUAGCCUCCUAGACUGCAACUCACAUGAUUCCUUCCAGUCCCGUGGCCUUCCUGAUGUGGCAGAGAUGGACUCUCAGCUUGCAUGUAUGAUGAGCGAGAGUAGUGUGGACUACAUCGCUCGCUUCAACGACCUGGCACAGGAGCUGGCAGUGACCGAGCCAUCAAUUCCACCGCCGUGAGGACAGAAGGGGCGAACAGGCACCGCCCACCUGCAGUCUGUUACCAUGCUGCUGUCUUCCUCUUUAGGUAGAAGCAGGAGUUCAGCAACAGACCAGUGCCCCAAAGCCAUCCCAGACUUUUUUUUUUUUUUUGGUAAAAGUGCAAUAAUAACGAUGAACUUUAGACAAGAGUCACAUCGUUAAAUGAGUUAGAAACACGUUUGUUUCACUCAAACUUUUUUUGUGAAAUGCCUUUUUUAAAAAGAAACACUUUAGAAAAAACAAA